This is a messenger RNA of Antechinus flavipes (yellow-footed antechinus), 7095 nucleotides long. It is a transcript of the gene EARS2, whose product is annotated as glutamyl-tRNA synthetase 2, mitochondrial. The record is from RefSeq and is a predicted model, not a curated record. The transcript is spliced from 9 exons. Bases 259 to 1830 code for a protein of 523 amino acids. Gene Ontology annotation, biological process: glutamyl-tRNA aminoacylation. Lineage: Eukaryota; Metazoa; Chordata; Mammalia; Dasyuromorphia; Dasyuridae. Gene Ontology annotation, molecular function: zinc ion binding; tRNA binding; glutamate-tRNA ligase activity.
CAGCUCUCCCUGCCUCCCCUUUCGUUAUUCCCCAGGAGGCUGACGGAUACCCUCCUCUCGUUUCUGCCAAAGGUGUGGGAAGUAACUGGCGGCGGGUCAGUACUCCCACCCAAACGGAGAUAGGAUUCUCCAGUACUGGGUGAAAAGGGACCCUGUCCUUUUAAAGGGAGGCUCCGCCUCCUCGAAAAGGGAGGAGCGGAUUGGCUAGCGCCCUGCCCGGAAGUGAACCUGUUUAGCCACGUGUGCAUUCAGUCCCACAUGGCGGCCCUGCUACUGGGGCUGCUCCAGCUCCGUUUGGCCCGAGCUCCCUGGGGGGCGGGGCGAUGGCGUGGGUACUGUGGGGGCUCUGGACCGCAGAGCUCCGCUGUGAGAGUCAGGUUCGCCCCGAGCCCCACAGGCUUCAUGCAUUUGGGAGGCCUACGCACUGCCUUGUACAACUACAUCUUUGCCAAGAAAUACAAAGGGAGUUUCAUCUUAAGGUUGGAAGACACAGAUCAAACCCGUCUAGUGCCUGGGGCUGCUGAGAACAUCGAGGACAUGUUGGAAUGGGCAGGAAUUCCUCCUGAUGAAAGCCCUCGGCGUGGAGGUCCUGCUGGACCUUACCAGCAAUCUCAACGCCUCGAGCUCUACGCACAAGCCACUAAGGCACUGUUGCAGACUGGAGCUGCUUACUAUUGCUUCUGUACCCCCCAGCGCCUGGAGCUGCUGAAAAAAGAGGCCCUAAGGAACCAUCAGAUACCCCGGUAUGACAAUCGGUGUCGAUUCUUGAGUGCUGAACAUGUAGCCAGGAAAUUGGCAGCAGGUGACAAGCCAACUGUCCGCUUCCGCCUGGAGGAGGGAGCUGAGACUUUCCAAGACCUGGUACAUGGCUGGAACCAACAUGAAGUUGCUAAUGUUGAGGGUGACCCUGUGAUCCUCAAGAGCGAUGGCUUCCCCACCUAUCAUUUGGCCUGUGUGGUGGAUGAUCAUUAUAUGGGCAUCAGCCAUGUUCUUCGGGGCACUGAGUGGCUUGUCUCUACUGCCAAACAUCUCCUUUUAUACAGGGCCCUGGGUUGGGAACCACCCCACUUUGCCCAUUUGCCUCUGCUUCUCAAUAAGGAUGGCAGUAAGUUGUCCAAGCGUCAAGGAGACAUCUUUUUGGAACACUUUGCUUCAGCUGGCUUUCUCCCAGAGACUUUGUUAGACCUCAUCACCAAUUAUGGCUCAGGAUUUGCAGGGAAUCAGAUGGGGAGGACACUGCCAGAGUUGAUAGAACAGUUUGACUUAAGUGGGAUCAGCACUCAUUCAGCCCUGCUGGAUCUGGAGAAACUUCCUGAAUUCAACAGGCUGCAUUUGAUUCGAUUGUUGAAUGAUAAGCCUCGGAGGCUCCAGUUUGUGAAGAAGCUUCAGGCCAUGGUGAAAGAUGUAUAUGGAAAACAAUUGGAGGACAAGGACGUCCUCAGUGAGGAAUACAUAGAGAGAAUCCUUUUGCUGGGACAGGGGCGCAUCAGUCGCUUACAGGACUUGGUCUCACCAACAUAUUCCUAUCUUUGGACUCGCCCUGCUGUGGCCCGAGCACAACUGCAGACCAUCUCAGGAGAAGUGGAUGUGAUUGCUAAGCUGGUCCUGGGGUUGUUGGAAACACCUGGCAUUUCUCUCACUCAGGAAGUGCUGAACCAAGAGCUGAAAAGACUUUCAGAGAAGACAGAAGGUAUUGAGUAUGUCAGAAUGAUGAAACUGCUCCGAAUGGCACUCAGUGGGCAGCAGCGAGGCCCAACUGUUGCAGAGAUGAUGAUAUCCUUGGGACCUAAGGAAGUUCGGGAACGGAUGCAGAGGGUGCUCUUAAGCUAGGAAGAAGAUUUUUAGGAUGGAUGGACAAGGAUAACUAGUGAUCCACUUUGCUGGAAACUGCUUCUGAGACAUCAGAGCUGAAACCAAUGUUCAACAGGAAAUCUGUGGUAUUAAUUUGAGGACUAUAUUUCUCAUGACCCAUAGGUGGAUGACAGGCAGUAUGUAUUGACAAUUCUCCUCAGGUCUGUCUCUUUUUUUAGUCUAGGAAGAGCCCACCCUACAGUCUUAUUCCUUUUCUUGGCUAUAAAAAGGAGCUGUUUUUGGAACCUAUUUCUCCAUUUCCUUGUGUACUAUAUUAUGGACCAGAAGUUUGGAAUUGAUUCUUAGUUCCUGGAACUGGUUUCUAUCUGAACAUCUGACAUUGUAAUAGAUUUGCAGGCUCACAGACAGGCCUCAGGAUUUAAUUGCCUGAGCUCUGGUACUCUCUGGUCUUUGGGCUCUGCACUGGGCUCUGGUUUGGAUUUUGAACAAUAAAAGAUAAGUAAGUCUAGUAAAAUCUCGAGAACAAGUAAAAUGCUGUAAGCUUAACUAGAUGGGACUUUGAAGGAUUUCUCACCAGAGUUAAGGGAGGCAGGACUGAAAGGCUCCUGAAAUAUUAGGACAUUUUUUUCUCUUUUCUUGUCUGAGUGAAUCUAGCAUUAGGGAAUAUUUUCCAGGCAGAAAUGAAAUGCUUUCCAAACCCUUGUAGUGGAAUUAAUCCUCCUGAAAUCCUAUCCAAAGGUGUUAAAGGUGUAACACUUACUUGUGACUUUUGUCUUCUCAUUGGAGAGGUGGGGGGAGAGGGAGGUGGGAGUACAAUAGGGAGGUUAAAUUAUCAUUUUUAUCAAUAACUUUUGUUUGCAUUUCAUAUUUAUUUCUGAAUAUGUUCCUCCCAUUACUCUUAUUCUGUGAACUAUCUCUUGGAACAAGAUUUUUUUUUUUAAGAGAAAAAAAUAAUGUCAAAACCAUGUUUGACAAUAUAUGUAAUAUUUUAGGCCCAUAGUUCUGUUUCGUCACUCCCUGUAUGAAGAAAAAUUCUUUUUCAUAUUAAAUUAAGUAUUAUAAUUAUGUAAUGUUAGAAAAAAGUCUUUUUGUACUCUGUUCCUCCAUGACAAAUAACAAUAACAAUUAUUGCAAAGUCCCAGAAGGACAAGGACUGUGUGCUUCCCUUAGAGUAGAGAAGCUAGUGAAAGACUGGGGCUAUUUUGUGUCUCAUUGGGCCAGGAAAGUUGCAUAGGCUAAUUUCACUGAUGAAUAUUGAUGCAAAGAUUUUAAAUAAUUGUUCCCCCUGAGGCAAUUGGGGUUAAGUGACUUGCUCAGGGUCAUACAGUUAGGAAGUAUUAAGUGACUGAGGUCACAUUUGAACUCAGGUCCUCCUGACUUCAGGGCUGGUGCUCUACCCACUGCACCACCUAGCUACCCCUAAAUAAAAUAUUACUAAAAAGUGACAGCAAUUAAUCACUGGGAUUAAUACAAAAAAAUGCAGGACUGGUUCAUUAUCAAGAAAACUAUUAGCAUAUUUGAGCAUAUUAAUAAGAAAACUAACAGAAAUUAUAGGAUUAUUUUAAUAGGUACAGAAAAAGGAUUUGACAAAAUAUAGCAUUCAUUUGACUGGUUUCCAUAUGUUUUAGAAAUGAGGCCUCUAUCAGAAACACUGGCUAUAAAAAUUGUUUCCCAGCUUUCUGCUUCCCUUCUAAGGUUGCAUUGGUUUUAUAUGUGCAAAACCUCUUUAAUUUAAUGAAAUCAAAAUUAUCCAUUUUGCGUUUCAUAAUGUUCUCUAGUUUGGCCAUAAAUUCCUCCCUUCUCUAAAGAUCUGAUGGGUAAACUAACCUUUGCUCUUCUAAUUUGCUAAUAGUAGUACCUAUUAUGCCUAAAUCAUGUACCCAUUUUGAGCUUAUCUUUGUGUAUAGAAUGAGAUAGUAGUCUAUAUCUAUUUCCUGCCAUACGAUUUUCCAGUUCUAGCAAUUUUUGUCAGUGAAUUUUUAAUCCCAGAAUCUGGAGUCUUUGGGUUUAUCAAACAGUAGAUUACUCUAGUCAUUGACUAUUGUAUCUUAUAUGGUAAACUGGUAUGGGAAAGUUUUCACUUUUACCUUUGCAAAACCUUGUGUUCUCAAUUUUUCUCCCUCUUUCCCCCCCACCUCCUUUCCCAAGACAGCAAGCAAUCUGAUAUAGGUUAAACAUGUGCAAUUCUUUUAAACAUAUCUCAAUAUUUGUCAUUCUGUACAAGAGAAGUCAUGAUCAAAGGGGAAAAAAAGAAGAGAGGGGAAAAAACCAAGCAAACAACAAAAAAGGUGAAAAUAGUAUGCUUCAGUCUCCAUAGUUCUUUCCCCAUUCACUCUCUAUAGUUCUCUUUCUGGAUGCAUUUCCAUACCAAGUCUAUUGGAAGUUCUUUGAAUUGUUGAAAAGAGUCAAGUCCAUUACAGUUGAUUUUCACAUAAUCUUAUGUAUAUAAUGUUCUCCUGGUAAUGUUCACUUCCUUCAGCAUCACUUUGUGUAGAUUUUUCCAGAUUUUUCUGAAAUCAACCUGCUCAUCAUUUGUUAUAGAACAAUAAUAAUCUAUUACAUGCAUAUUCAGCCAUUCCCCAAUUGAUGAACAUUCACUUAAUUUCCAGUUUCUUGGAAACUUAAAAAAAUUGGAAAUUAAAUGGGAAUUAAAAAAAAGUAGCAAUAGAUAUUACGUAGCAUUGAGGAAGCAGGACAGGAAAGUCAUUUUAUGGAGCCAGCAGAUAGAAAGAAAGGGUGAGUUGAGACUCAGGGAUAUCCCUGAGAUAUACCAUGAAAAGAUCCCAUACCUUGAGCAGCCUGUCCCUCACAAUCUUUCAUCUUCUAUUGUCCCCCUCUAGCUGUUUUCCUACUUCUUACCCUAGAGCAAGGAAUCUUUUAAAAAAUUUUUUUUCAUUUUAAUAGUAUUUUGUUUUUCUAAUUAUACAUAGUUUUCAACAUUCAUUUUUGUAAGAUUUUGAAUUUCAGUUUUUUUUUCUCCCUCCCUUACCUCUCACCUCUCACCUCCUCAAGAUACCAGCAAUCUGAUGUAGGUUGUACAUCUACUAUAAUUUUUAACAUAUUUCCAUAUUAGUGAUGUUGGGAAAGAAAAAUCAAACCAAAAGGGAAAAACUAAGAGAAAGAAAAAGCAAACAAAACAACAACAAAAAAGGUGAAAAUAGUAUCUUUUGACCUAUAUUCAGUCUCCAUGGUUCUCUCUUUGGAUGGGGAUGGCAUUUUCCAUCCCAAGUUUAUUGAAGUGAUUAUCACAUAAUUUUGCUUUAACUGUAUACAAUUUUGUCUUGGUUCUGAAGCUCACUUCUCAGCAUCAGUUUGUAUAAAUCUUUCCAGACUUUUUUGAAAUCAGUCUGUAGAGCAAGAGUUCUUAACCUGGGGUCUGUGAACUUGUUUUUUAAAAAAAAUGUUGAUAACUUUAUUUCAGUCUACUAUGAUUUCCUUUGUAAUCAUUUAUAUUUUGUUUUUAGGAAUUCAGAGGCAUUAAUCAGAGGAAUUCAUAGACUUUACCAGACUAUCAAAUGCACUUGUGGUAUUAAAAAAUGUUAAAAGUCUCUUCCCUAGAGUCAUUAACCCUUUAGCCUCUAUCUGUCUUAGCCUUUGUUUCUAACAGUUCUCCCACCAUUAAGGAAGUGUUGCUCCAAUUCAUGGGCACCUGUCAUUUAAACAUAGUGGAGUGCCCAUUUCCAGUUCCAAAGCAUGUUUCAAAUAGAAUUCUGCUUCUUUCUGAGGGGUACUCAGGCGCUUUCUCAUAAGAAAUAUUGAUUAUAUAUAAUAAUGUCAACCUCAAAAACCCAAAGCCUUUGGUUCAACCAUUUUCUUUUGGGUAUAGUCUGAUAAUUUCUAGAGUUCUAGAUUGAUUUAUGUGAAUUGAGAAGAUUUUGCCUUGCCUGUAGUUGUCCACGUUGAAGUUCAUCUACCAUCCUGAAACCUUGUAAGACAUUCCCGACAUUUAUUUUUCUUCUGCCUAGUGGUGAGAGUUGUAUUUCAUUUGUAUGUUUGGAUAUUUCACUAUGCAUUCCCUCCUCUUAGACAUUUACAAAACUAAAAUUGGGCCUAGCUCAUACUUAAGGAGAUCCUCACUCUUUAUAUUCCUCAUAUAUUCUCUAUUAACUUUGACUUUUUUUUACAGAUUAAAUGCCAAUUCCCUUCUUGUAAGAAGACUGGCCCUGUGGUGAUUCCAAUUAGUAACUAGUCUUUAGUGUGAAACUUUAUCAGAGACUUUUAUUUUAAUCAUCAAAGGAGAAUGAUAUCCACUAGAUUUUCAUUAGCCACUUGCUUAUUUACUCCCGUGCCUCACCUCCCCUUCCCCCAACCAGAAAAACUCCAGCUUAUUAGUUAGGCAUAUUUUCCCCUUAUAGAAACCAUGUUGUGUUUUAAAUGUUCUGUAGUUAAAUCCUUUACGAGAAAUUCUGCCAAUUUUUGAGGAAUGAAAAUGACAUGCUAUAAUAUCCAGGGAAAACCUGGAACCCUUCUCAUGGGUAGAGGUAUUGCUGAUGAUGCUUUAGGCCUCUGGUAGGCUAUUUACUAUGACCAGCAAAUCCCUUUUGUCUUUGAGUUCUAUCACAAUUCUGAGGUGGGAACCAUUUAGUUGAGGGGACUUAUUUACUGUUAGUUUGAAGAUGUAAAAAAAAAAAAAAUUCAGGGCUGGAAAAGGCCUUAGGUAUCAUCUGAUCUAACCUCACAGGUAAAACCUGUGAUGUAGGUGAUGAAGGGUAUCAAGGGUGUUCAAGAAAGACUAGCAUCUCUAGUGUGAAGGCUUGCUGAGUCCUUUUUAGGGCUAUUUAUCCACUUUUGGUAUCCAGCCAGUCACCCAACUUUCAUUUGGGGUUCCAAGGAUCUAUAGUAUGCACAGUAAAACCAUCACAGCAGAAGAACUAAACCAGUUUGAGGGUAACUGAUAGGCUUCAAACUAAUGGUGAAGACAUUCCCCAGGGAAAUAGGUGGAUAAGAACAGUUUGUUCCAGCAAGCCAUGAAGCUGGCUGAAGCAGAUUGAAGACAUCAAGGCUAUCUAGUGCAUCCUGGGCUGUCUUUUCUUGUUGCUGGACUUGGAUGACUACAAGAAAAUGGGGCCUCAUUGCACAGUCAUAAUCUGAGGACUUUGUACAAUGCUGCUUCAUUUAAAUUCAGUUCAUGUAUGAGUCAAGAUAUCAUUGUGAUAUUAUUGGUCCUCUUCAAAAACGAAGGGUGAACAAGAAAUGAGGAAACUUAGGCCCACAGAAGUUAAUUAAUAACAUGCCCAGGAUUCUGGAAGAAUGGGCAGACAGAAAAAAAAAAAAAAAAGAAAA